Molecule: messenger RNA, 3736 nt
Organism: Oncorhynchus keta (chum salmon)
Lineage: Eukaryota; Metazoa; Chordata; Actinopteri; Salmoniformes; Salmonidae
Product: zinc finger protein 835-like
Exons: 4
Coding region: 186-3080 (964 amino acids)
Biological process (GO): regulation of transcription by RNA polymerase II
Molecular function (GO): DNA-binding transcription factor activity, RNA polymerase II-specific; RNA polymerase II cis-regulatory region sequence-specific DNA binding
Source: RefSeq, a predicted model, not a curated record
AUCAAAAAGGGCGAAGAAGAAAAUAGGAAGUAGUCGACGAGAAGCUAGCUAGCAUGUUUAAUAUUUAGCUUAGCUGCUUCUCUCCAGAACACAGUAGUAACUCAUUAACAAUCUCUUGAACGGAUUGUAGCUGUCUUGUCAUUGACUACGUGUUGUUGUUGUUGGUGGUACGUGGGUAGGACAAUAUGAGCGGAGAGAGAGAAACGUUGCUGGAUGGAAUCGAACAGAGUUUGUGGAAUUUAACCGAGAACCAUUUACGUUACCUGUGUGAACGUUGUGGAAUAGCUGGUCAAGAUGGCCUCGACGUCAAAGGGAGGAAUUAUCGCUCGCUGCGUCGUAAAAUAGAAGAAUAUUGUGAAAGUGAUGAUUUAAUGAAAUUAGAGGACCAGGGAAUGUCUUGGUUACGCCAAUUGCAAAACGACAUCAAAACGAUACAACGAGAUGCUAGCCUCAGGCAGUCAGCGCAAGUGGACACACUGGACGGCACCGAGCCAAGCAGAACCGAGAACGAGGGGGGCGCUGAGAGCUCGACAGACCCGGAUCCAGAGAGACACAUACCACCAGAACGGAGGGAGAACGACUCAGAAGACUCAUCCUCCAGACAGUCCCCACCCAGUUCUUCAGAACCCCAACUCUCGACGUCAUCACCGGGUCCCGACAGCAACCAUGGUGACCAGAGGUCAAAACUGGGUAGUCUGCGGAUAGUUCUACAAAAAGUUGUUGUCGUCAAGGAGGAGGAAGACGACUGGGAUUGCUGUGUUACAGGUGAGAGUCCCAACCAACCAUCUGCCAGUGAAUAUAGUCCCUCUUCAACGGAAGAACCAGAACAUUCCGAAUCCGAAGAUCCUGAACAUUCCGAAUACGAAGAACCUGAACAUUCCGGAUCAGAAGAACCUGAACAACGACGAGCGAAACGCAAAACUAAGACUCACAGCUGCCUAGCGUGUGGGAGGAAGUUUGUCUCCUUGUACACACUAAGGAGACACCAGAACAGGACACACACAGGAGAGGAGACGGAGAACAGGACACACACAGGAGAGGAGACAGAGAAGAGAAAAAGACAGAGUCCUGCUUCAGGAGAACCUGAACAACAGAAGAGGAAAUGGGGAGUCAGGAAGACCCACUCCUGCCCCGAGUGUGGGAGACACUGCCCAUCGUUAUCAGCACUGAAGGUCCACCAGAGAAUCCACACUGGAGAGAAGCCUUACCUCUGCUCUGAGUGUGGGAAGGGCUUCACUUAUCAAAGUAGCUUGAGAUUACACCAGAAGAAAGACUCCGCCGACAAGGUGACCUGCUGCUGUGGACAAGAGUUCUCCUCAAAGUGUGUUCUGGAGGUUCACUUGAAGACGGACACGGGAGCCAAGCCUUACACCUGCUGUGUGUGUGGCAAAGGGUUCGGUAAAAAAGAACGGCUAAAAGAACACCAGCGAUCCCACACAGGAGAGAUGCCUUACUCUUGCUCGUUCUGUGGCAAGGGUUACUACCAAAAACCAGCUUGGAAAGCCCACGAGCGAACGCACACAGAGGAGAAGCCCCUGUGCUCCGUGUGCGGACGGACCUUCUCUAAUAAGACUACGUUAAAAGUCCACCAACGAACACACACAGGAGAGAAGCCUUUCCUCUGCUCGGAGUGUGGCAAGGGCUUCCUCAGUAAAGCAUACCUGACGACCCACCAGCGAUUCAACUGUUCCGGGGGAGAAGAACGACGGCGAGCGAAGAGGUUUCACAAGUGUCCGGACUGUGGGAAGGAGUUCACACAAGCAAACAAACUGGAGAGACACGUGAGAACACACACAGGAGAGAGGCCUUACCAGUGCUCUGUGUGUGGGAUGAGGUUCAACCAGAAAGGGAAUCUCAAAACGCAUUUUAAAGUGCACACAGGAGUGGAUCCCAGUUUAGUGGCUGACAUGGAGACUCCCUCUGAACAACCUCGGGACAACAGACGUAAAGCUGGGAGGCCACAACGCUGCCUCCAUCAGCAUGACGAGGAGGGAACCCAAAACCUACCGGCACCACAAACCCACCACCUCCCGGCACCACAGAGGGAGGGAACCCAAAACCUACCGGCACCACAAACCCACCACCUCCCGGCACCACAGAGAGAGGGAACCCAAAACCUACCGGCACCACAAACCCACCACCUCCCGGCACCACAGAGAGAGGGAACCCAAAACCUACCGGCACCACAAACCCACCACCUCCCGGCACCACAGAGAGAGGGAACCCAAAACCUACCGGCACCACAAACCCACCACCUCCCGGCACCACAGAGGGAGGGAACCCAAAACCUACCGGCACCACAAACCCACCACCUCCCGGCACCACAGAGGGAGGGAACCCAAAACCUACCGGCACCACAAACCCACCACCUCCUGGCACCACAGAGGGAGGGAACAUCCCACCACCUCUCUGCACCACAGAGAGAGGGAACCCAAAACCUACCGGCACCACAAACCCACCACCUCCCGGCACCACAGAGAGAGGGAACCCAAAACCUACCGGCACCACAAACCCACCACCUCCCGGCACCACAGAGAGAGGGAACCCAAAACCUACCGGCACCACAAACCCACCACCUCCUGGCACCACAGAGGGAGGGAACAUCCCACCACCUCUCUGCACCACAGAAACCCACCAUGUCCCUCAGGGGAGAAAAACACUAUCUCUGCCCUGAAUGUGGCAAGACUUACACCCGGGAAUACGACCUCCGAGUCCACCUCAGAACGCACACGGGAGAGCGACCGUACCAGUGCGAUGAAUGCGGAAAGACCUUUGUUCGGAAACAAGGGCUCCGUCAACACCGGCGGUCACACGCUCCCAAGCCCAUGGGACCGACCCGUCAGUUAGGCAGACCCGUCAGCAUGGGUUCCAGUAGCAGGAGACCGAACCAAUCAUCACCCAGGAUGGGGCGCUCCAAGCAGCAGUUGCCCAGGGUUGAUAAAGCCACGCCUCCGUUCUCUAGUGGAGAGAGACCCAUGCCCUUCCACACAGUGGAGAGACCCAUGCCUUUACAUCGGGUGGAGAGACCCAUGCCUUUACCAGACAUGGAGAGAGAACACUGGCAGUACUGGCAUCUUUAAACUCCACGGCUAUGGUCUGCAUCCUAUUCCCUAUGUAGUGCACUGCUUUUGACCAGGGCUCAGUGCACUAUAAAUGGAAUAGGGUGCCAUUUUGGACAUUGCAUGUCUCUCAUGACUACACAGAACUGUUAUUUUUGCUUCCGUUUGUGUGUGUGUGUGUGUGUGUUGUUGCUUCCUCAUUUAUGGUCAGUAUAAUAAUCGUUACCGCCGAGCGAGAUAAUCUUGCCAACCGUAGUUAUAGUAACGUACAUAUUUUUUAAAUCAACAAAAAAAUUAAGCGAUUGCAUUUACAUCCAUUCUAGUGUUUAAAAAAAAAGAAAUAUAUAUAAAUAUGUUAUGUGACUUAUUGAAGCUGUAAUGAUGCAACAAUAAGAAUCCACAGAGACGUACGUGUCAUAAUGCCAGUAUCAAACGGCCGGCCCCUUUUUCUAUACGCCUUAUAACAUUACAUUUUCAUGUCAUUGACGGUAUAAGCAGAGAUGGCAUCUGUUGUCUUUACACUUCAACCCGGAUGGUGGCGGUGUGUGUGUGUGUGUUGCUUCCUCAUCUGUGAUCAGUACAAUAAAGUCUGCUGUAUUGUGUAAGAUAAUCAUUCCAACUGUAGUUGUCGUCCUGUGCAUAUUUUAAAUCAACAAAAAUGAAGUGUUUGCAUUUUA